Molecule: messenger RNA, 681 nt
Organism: Strongylus vulgaris
Lineage: Eukaryota; Metazoa; Nematoda; Chromadorea; Rhabditida; Strongylidae
Source: the annotation of a GenBank genome assembly
AUGGUAAGCACUCCGGUUCCUUCUACGUCUUUCCAUCGAGAAGAGGGCAUCACCGGAAAAGAGCUGGAUCAUUUUUUGAAAACUGAAUCUCAUUCUAUAUGUGUACUGGAUUGCCGAAUAGGUGGGGCUGCGAUCAAGAAUGCUUGCAGGGUGCGGCUUCCUAAUGUUUUGUUUCGCCGUCUGGUGAAUUGCUCCUUGUCUUUGUCCACUAUCUCACCUCGUCUCAAUGAUCCAGACGUUAGAGUUGUCAUUAUUCCGGAUGGAUCCGACGGUACAACUUCUGGUGCAUUGGCAAAUGCUUUGCGGAAAGCAAAUGUUCAGCACCAAAUUCUUGCUGACGUUAGAGUUGUCAUUAUUCCGGACGGAUCCGACGGUACAACUUCUGGCGCAUUGGCAAAUGCUUUGCGGAAAGCAAAUGUUCAGCACCAAAUUCUUGCAGACCCUGUCGAGGAAGUUCUUUCUGCUUUUCCAUCAUUGCGGGUGGAUGAGGAACGGCAACCAUCUCGGACAUCUGGAGAUAUGGUGUGCUUAAAUCUCAAUGCUCUUCGGAUUGAACCUGGUGUUCCUCCAUCCACAGACAAACGCCAAGUUUUUCCUGUCCAAAUACUACCUCACCUUUUCCUCGGCAAUUAUGAAACUGCUAGUGACGCUCAAGCUUUGAAGCGGUGGGUACUAUACUAG